Molecule: messenger RNA, 2878 nt
Organism: Ceraceosorus guamensis
Lineage: Eukaryota; Fungi; Basidiomycota; Exobasidiomycetes; Ceraceosorales; Ceraceosoraceae
Product: glycoside hydrolase
Exons: 5
Coding region: 73-2757 (894 amino acids)
Biological process (GO): glucan catabolic process
Molecular function (GO): beta-glucosidase activity
Source: RefSeq, a predicted model, not a curated record
CCACGCGCGAUCCUGUAAACCAAUUCGACUUGUAGGUCGGUCUUUUGGCAGGGCAAAUCUCGAUCACCAAGGAUGAGUCCGCAAGCUUUUGGUAAAAAGGUGGAUGUUGAUCCGGAGCGCAUGCUAGGCCGGCUGAAUUUGGAAGAGAAGAUCUCUCUGCUUGCUGGGGCGGAUCUAUGGCGGACCACGCCAGUGCCGAGAGUGGGGCUGCCCUAUUUGAAGAUGACGGACGGCCCCAAUGGAGCUCGCGGAGGUGGAGAUUUCAACAAUUCUGUGCCUGCUGCCCUGUUCCCCUCGCCAUCCUGCCUGGGCGCCACGUUCGAUGUGCAACUUGCAGAGGCGAUGGGAAGAGGAAUCGCUCUUGACUCGAGAUCGAAGCAAUGCCACGUUUCGCUCGCUCCGACGGUCGGAGGAAUGCACAGAGAUCCAAGAGGCGGAAGAUCGUUUGAAAGCUACUCGGAAUCUCCGACGCUCGCUGGCGCCAUCGGAGCUGCUUGGAUUGUCGGAUGCCAGCAAGAAGGCGUCGCUGCCACGCCAAAGCACUUUGUGGGAAAUGAAGCGGAGACGGAUCGAAGGAACAAUAGCUCGAUGAUUGAUGACUCGACGCUGAGAGAGAUUUACCUGGCACCCUUCCAACGAAUCAUGAGGGAUGUCGCUAGAGCUGCCAAACGCCGAGGCAACAUUGCUGUGGAUCCCUUCGGUGGUCAGCCGGCAUGUAUCAUGACAGCAUACAAUCGUCUCAACCUCGUCAGCGCCAGCGAGCACAAAGUCACACUGCAGCAGAUCUUACGGAAGGAGUGGGGCUGGAAAGGAAUGAUCAUGUCGGACUGGUUCGCUUUGCACGCCCACGCACUUCAGACGACCGACAUUGAGAUGCCUGGGCCGUCUCAAUUCAGAAAGUCAGACGAUGUGAAGCGGUUGCUGCAAUCGAGCGAGGUGACGGAGCAAGACAUAGAUGCGAGGGUGCUCCCCAUACUUCGCCUGCUCAAAUCCGUCUCGCCGCUCGGCUUCUGCGAACGUCCCGAGGAUGAGAAAGAGCACUCGGCGCAAGACAAGACUAUUGCGGAGUCGAUCAGACGGAUCGCUCGGGAGGGUGCUGUGCUGCUCAAGAACGACGGCGAGCUUCUUCCUCUCAGCCUUGACAGUCCACCUAGACGCAUCGCCUUGAUUGGGCACCCUGUCAAGGAAGCGAUACAGAGCGGAGGUGGAAGCGCAAAUCUGACACCGCAAUACAAGACGGAUCCAUUCACGGCGGUGCGAAAGGUGCUAGACUCCAGCGAGGGCGGUAAAGAGACGGAGCUCACUUAUCAUCCUGGCGUGCCCAUCUACAACUUCCCUCCACCGCCCAACCCAUCUCAGAUCAUCGAUGGCGUGCAAUUGCAGUGGUUCGACCGCAGAGACGUCAGCUCCUCGGCGCCGAUCGCUACGACGCGCCAUGAUGCGUUGGGUAUCGAUCUCUGGUGGCCUCCGAGACCAGACAGCCUGCCAUCGAACGGCUGGUCAGUCUUGGCAUCCUUUACGCUCAAAGCACAGUCCACCGGAACACACUCAUUGGCUAUGCUCGCUUUCGGCGAUGCGCUGAUCCACAUUAAGCGAGACGAAACGAAGCUCAAAUUCUCUGGCGAAGCCGACAUUUUCGAAUUCAUCCUGAAUCCCGCAAAGGUUUGGAAAUCAUUUCCGAUUCAUAUGCAAGCGGGCGAAGAGAUCAAGAUCGAAAUUUCCUACGCUCCGCCUUAUCUGGAGAUGCCUUUCUGUGAGAUGAGGUGCGGAAGUUUCAAAGCUUCCUUCGUCGAAGAGAUUGACGAGGAUAGGCUGAUCAGCGAUGCGGCGGACGCUGCAAGAGAUGCAGAUGUGGCCAUUGUCUUUACUGCUACGGGCAAAGAGUGGGAGAGCGAAGGCUUUGACAGGCCGGAAAUUGCUCUGCCGAGGCGUCAGACAGAUAUGGUCACUGCUGUGAGAAAGGCGCAAGCCAAUACCGUCCUGAUCAAUAUCACGGGUGCUGCUGUCGAAUUGCCGAUGCUCGAGGGCAAAGAUGCCGUCAAAGCCGCCGUGCAGACCUGGUUUGGUGGUCAAGAGAGCGGAAAUGCGAUUGCAGACAUCCUGUUUGGUUUGGGUAGCGCGCCAGCCUCUGGUCGUUUGCCGUCUACUUGGCCUCGAAAGAUUUCAGAUCAUCCAUCUUGGUCAGCAGAUGGGUCGACGUUUCCCGGUACGCGAAGAGGAGACGAUGGUCUUUGCACAGAUUACAAGGAGGGAAGGUUGAUGGGCGCCGCAGGCUACGCAGCCAGAGGCAUCGCACCUGCUUUCUGGUUCGGCCAUGGUCUUGGUGGCUACACGACGUUUGAGACUAGCAUCGAAGACAUCUCAGGGGAGCUGAGCGAAUAUGCAGAUGGGUUCUUGAGCCUCAAAGUCAAAGUCACAAAUACUGGCAAGCGAGACGGCAAGGAAGUUGUUUUGCUCUUCGUGUCCCCUCCCGAGGCUGCGAUUCGUGGGACGGACAGACCGCCUCGAUCUCUGGCGGCAUUCCAAACGGUCCAUGUGGGCGCUGGACAGACCCAAAUUGCAAGUCUGAAUAUCGAGCAAGAGGCAGUCUCUUUCUGGGAUCCCGAAGCGUCCAAAAACGGCUCUUGGAGAGUCACGCCAGGGCAGUACGAGCUCAGGCUGGCCAGGAGCGCUGAUCCAGGGCCGGAUGCUCUGAUCGAAUCGAAGGCAUUUGAGGUCAAGAAGGGAUGGACAUGGGAUGGAAUCGGGCACGUCUGAGCGGGCCGGGUGUCAUUGGACAAUCACGAACACAUUCCCUAUUCAUCCAUGCCGGUGAAAUGAUGACACCGCGGGCUCGCUGCAAAGCCGCCGAGGCCGCGAGCGCUGAAGAGGGACGGGU